Didymodactylos carnosus is the source of this 309-nucleotide messenger RNA. NCBI's taxonomy places the organism in Eukaryota, Metazoa, Rotifera, Eurotatoria, Philodinida, Philodinidae. The record is from the annotation of a GenBank genome assembly.
AUGAUAAAACGUGAACAACAGCCUUGCGAAUCCGUCACGGCUUAUUUUGAUGAUAAACUUUCGUUAUGCCGUGAAUAUAACCCAAACAUGGUUGAAUCAUUAAUCGUUCACCAUUUAAUAGCUACCAUAAAUCCACAAAUCGCCAAACAAAUUCUAAGGUCCGAUGCUCCCGUUGAUACAUUGGGUAAAUUUUGGAAUAUAGCAAAAACAGAAGAUCUUAACGAAACAUAUGCUAAAUUAGCACAAUUGAACAUACACCGGCCACAGUCUAUUUUGUUAGAAUUAAUUUUACUUACAACAAAAAACUGA